AUCCGCCGGCAAUUCGACAUCGGUUGCGUCGCGGGAAGGCGUCCUUGUCGUUGAGUCGUCAAGCGUCGUCUGUCAAAAGUGUAGUACGAGUUGUCCGUUAAAACAAAAGUGGAUUUCGAUUUGUUGCCGUGAAAGUGUAAGAGUGAAUAUACGACGAAGAGGGAAAUGAAAAUGGUGCGAGUGCUGGAAAGAACGAGAAAGAAAAAAGUAUACACUGAAAUUGAGUGUCUCGAGAGCUGUUGCAAUUCGUUCUUCAAUUCGUAGACAAGCUCUGUCUUGUGGAUGCUUACGUUUCUACGUAUAUUCACGAGGGAAUUUUUUACUUUAUCACUCAAGGAUUUUCUGUGCUUUAUAUCUACGUACUGUGAUACAACAAUAGCUUUAUCGUACCAAAGAUCGGACAAAAGCCAAAGAAUGGGAUAAGAAUGUAAUUUAUUGUGCCAAAGAGUGGAGGAGUAAGGACUGGCAAUUAAAUAAUAUAUCUCCGAACAAGAGGGAUACUUUGCCGUUAAUCCUAUCAAGGGAUAACGCAACGAAGAGAAGACAAAAGAAUAGAUCCAAAUGAAAUUCCGAAAGUCAUCGGAGCGCUCGCCAAAGAUGGAACUCUUGUCGAGGAGGUCCUCGGGGAACCGGAUGUCGACGCUGAAGAGAUCUAGAUCCUUCCGUGCCUCGAUCCGACUGGUAUCCAAGAUAAGGAAUCACGCGAGUCACCGGCUCGCCACGAACUUCGAAGUGUCGCCGGUGUCGCUAGUGUCGCCAGUAUCCUUGAACCCGACGGGCGUGGAGGAGGAUAAAAGGAUUCGCAAGGAUUCGAAUAAAGAGUCCUACGUUGGCACUGAUGAUUGUAAUGAAAUUCAAGGGCAAAAUGAAGUGGAGCGCGAAAGAGGUCAUCAGAAUAAACAGGAUCAGAUCUUCAGUAAGGAGACAAAGCUAACCAAGGAUCUCAAGUGCAAGUUAUCCUUCACGGAUAGGAUAUUGGGGAAGCACAAAAAGCUACAAGAUCCUGAACAGGAUACGAGCAACGUCCUUAAGUCGCCAAAGAGUUCAGUGAAAUUCUUUAAACGUAAAAUUAAUACCAGCAAUACUUUAAUCGAGAGUUCAAAGGACGACGAUUAUUCGGCCAGGAUGUCCAAUCCUGCGGGAGAAUAUAAUUCCUACGAGAAUCCCACCUUCUUGCUGGAUAGGUCUGUGGACGCGGAGAUGACAUCUCACGUUAAUGGCGAAUCCGAAAUUCCUUGCUACUUCCUCGGCGAGGACUGUCUGUGCGAUAAGGACGAUAACGUGUCCUGUGAGAAAUCAGCAGAUAAGAGAAUUCUAUCGGUAGACGAUAAAGACAAUGUCCUGUACAGAGAGAAGGACUACGACUUCGAGGAAAUAGAUUGUCUGGACGCGAGGAACGGUCACAGGGAUAAUAAUAAUAUUAAAACGGAAGUCCACGCUGGAGAGGAUAAUUGUAAUGGCGAAUCGCAGGAGCGUGUCCUCCAGUGCGAAAAUAACUCGCAGGAUCACACGAGCGUGUCAAAGUCCUCGCGAAAUAGGACUGUCGACAAUUUUACCAAUUUUUGGAUCACCAGUCGCGGCGCCAGCUUUCGUAGCAAAAGGAAUGGUCGCAAGAAAACUACUAAGGAUUCAAAGGAUGCCGAAUCGACAUUCGACGAACCACGUGUCCUUGUGACAACCACUUCCGGGACAAAAUUACACUCGCGACAAGGGAUGGAGUUCCUGGAAGGUUUUGGCAAGAAAAAAGCCCAUCAGCUCGACCCUCUCACGUCCACGCACAUCGGUCCACUCACGGCACAACCCAGCCUCAACAUACAUCUGCAUGCCCUCUUCGCCGCAGUGGAGCACGGGCACCUUGAUAAGGCUAGGACAAUUUUGGAAUCGACGGAUGUGGAUGUAAACAGUGUAAAUAGCGACGGAUUGUCACCGCUGGACGUUGCUGUUUUGAGCAACAACAGACCACUGGCAAAGAUGCUGGUUGCUUUUGGAGCCCAGGAAGGUAACCAAUUCAAAUCCCCGGAAUCGUUGGGUAGUCACUUGGCGUCCUUACUCUCAGAAGCAGAGCACAGAGUCCAGGAACUCGGCGGUAACACUUCAGGGAGUGGUAGCAGUGCGACCCUCCUAGAGCCACCAAGUCACAGGGCAAGUUUCUCUACGCAGCACAACAAUUUGACUGGCUGCGGGGGCAGUGCCGAGGACAAACAGCUGGCCCUGUGGGAGAGGAGAGCGCGGGCUCUGAGGAAGAUGCUGUUAGGAUUCGAUCAAGCUAGACCACCCGAUAUGCCCUUCCUGGUGGCUGUGGACGUGACUGGUACCACCUCGGUAACGGUGCGCUUCCAGGAACCGGAUUCUCACGACUCACCGAUCUGCACAAAGUUUAAGAUUCAGUGGAGCCUGGAAGAAGGUUUUUCCACGAUAUGUGGAGAACGUGAGGUUCUGGAUAUGAAGCAGCACGAAUGCAGGGUGGAAGGACUUACCCAGGGUCAGAGAUAUCACUUCAGGGCUGCUGCUGGAAAUCUUAAGGGUUACAGUAGAUUCAGGAAUUCUAGUCCAGCGCACGUGACACCUAGCAGUUGGAGGGACAUCGAUGGUCGUUUACCAAGGUUUGCUGGAAGAUUGGAACAGCUGAACACCCUCUUCACGGACAUCAGAAGGCCAGAAUAUACUCAGGAAACGCCGGCUGUUCAGAGACGGAAUCAUCGCAAGAAAACUACCAUAAAGCAACUGUUCACUGCUACCAGCAAGUUCCAGAAGAACUUGAGACGCGGUGUAUUCCUUGCUUGUCUUCUUUAUCACGAGGAUAAGAUCCUGGUUACCAACGAGGACUUUCUGCCUGUGAUUGAAGUCGACGAGACUUAUCCCAGUUGUAUUUAUAAUGACUUUCAUUGGCUAAUGAAGGUCGCUUGUACUUGGGACGACGUGAAGUCCUUAAGACAAGACAUGGAGAAGAGUCAUAGCAGCUCCACGAAUCACUUCAGAAUAAAAUUACUACAGGCUGCUGCGCAAAUGCAGGCUGCUCUGUGCAUUCAGGACCUGGGGCAAGUGUAUCAUAAACCAAUCAGAGACAUUCAGGGCACCCUGGUGUUCUCUACUGUAAAUUACGUCAAGUCCCCAAAAUUGGUAUCGGUUCUGAACAGCCGUUGGCUUCCAUUGAGUAAGGUUACUAAAAAAAUCAUCACUCACGAAGACAGCAACGUGGCGGAUAUCUUAAUGGCUAGCAUCCAAGAACAGAUGACCUAUCACCAGGUCAGCAGUAUAAAAUUGUCAAGAGGUCUUUACCUGGGUUACCUCAAAAUGCAGAGCAGCGUGGACCUCAUCCAGGUCGUCGUACCCACCAAGUCACCGAAUGUCUUGCCUCACUGCAAAAUUCGCGAUAAUCCUCACGUGUCUGCGGACGAAUGGGACUAUCUAAGGAAGAUGACACGCAUCCAGGCUUCGGAUUCUUCCACGGAGGAUUCAGAGGAGAAAGAGAACGCAACCAAUGAAAUUCAAGGUACGGAACAACAGAAACUCUUCGUCGACCUGGUCUCAGCUACAGCGCGUCGUCUCUUUGGAUACAUGGAAAUCAGUUCUGAGGAUUCUCUCGUGCAUCGACUGUACGACGCGGAAGUAAUAGACCUCACACCUGACGUCAGCUUCCUGAUCGCUGUACCACCAGCGGAAACUGCUUGCUCGGUACCUGGCACUAGGGAAAUCUUAUUGCAACGUGGUGAUCUCCUAUCAUUGCCCAUUCAAGUCUUCGAAAUGGUCCAUCUAAAUACCUACCAGAAGGAUGUAAUAAACCGAUACUCCAGACUCAGCUGUAUAUUAGAACUUGAUACUGCUCAAGCGCAACAUAACCAUAGAGAAGCAUUCAGCUCUUCCGAACUCUCCAUCGCUAAAGACAAGCUGGCCAGGUUACAGGAUCUUCAGUCGCAAGUAAACGUAGUAUGGAAGGGAGCAAGAUGGUUGAUCGAUGUCAUCACCUUCGCCAGGGACAGAGGAUCCUCGCAGCAGAACGUAACAACACACGUGGCAGGCAUAUCCAUGAAGCAUUUGCUAAGUCUGGAUCGAAAUAAGAACAGCAACAGCCUAAAGCGUAGCCUGCUACAGCUCCCACCUAGAGAUCCAAAGCUAGUGAAAUCAAGUCCAGGUCGUGGCAGUUGGCCAGGACCAAACCUAACGAAUUCAUCCUCAAACCUAUUGACCACCGAGUUCAGCAAAAGCGAACAGCAGCUACCCAAUGGCGAAUACAUUCGCAAGGGUAGCAACACCUCAAACAUUUCAACCGGUUCCGAACCCGCCAAGUCCGUACCGCCGAGCACAACCAGUAACGGCAAUAGCCUGGUCCCGAUACCCAACACCAGGUUGCCGCCGUCGAAAUCCGAAGACACGUUGCUCCUAACAAAAUACAAGCACAGUCCCAGGAACCGUAGCGCCACCAUAACCUCCGUUUCAGCGAGCACCAGUCCGUUGCUCAGUAUAAAGCCUAUUAUCUACGGGGGAUCGUUGCUAAGCGUCUCCACGGCGAUGACGAACACCACCAGCAUGCUCAGCGUCAGUAACACCAACUCUGACAGUCUUCAUUCGCUGAGCAGCGACGAGUACUCCACGCCGAAUUCUAGUGUCUGCUUGAAGCCAGGUCACACCAAGGUCAAGCUGACUAAACCGACAGCCAGCGUGGCAGCCAUGGCGACUUCCGUGAUAGAGAGUCAGCUGGACGAAGAGAAGGACGAGGCUACUAUGAUGCCUGCACCUCUACCAGGCAUUCUUCAGGUUUACGCUGCCUAUGAGACUGGUCUGGCGUCUGGGACCAGCUUGAAGCUUCACGUGACACCUAGGACGACUGCCAGGGAGGUCGUUGACCUUGUCGUUAAACAGCUCAAUAUGGCGGUGGUCCUCAAGGGCCAGGAAGGCCCGAUUUACACGGCGGACGAGCUACCGAAUUUCUGUUUGGUCGCUGUUAUUGGCGCUAGGGAACGAUGCCUCAGGGAUGACUUCAAGCCGCUUCAACUUCAGAAUCCUUGGAAGAAGGGCAGGCUUUACAUCCGGCAGAAACAGGAUGUACUCGCUGCCCUUGAACAUAGCAGCAAGCAUACGGCGUACUUGUAGCAUCUUGAGGUCGACAAGGAAGGAGCCGACCUCGUCUAGAUCCUCCUUCUCUUCCGCUCUCUUCUCUUCUCCUCUGCACAAUUUAUCGUGAACGAUUAUUUUUUUCGUUUUUUAUUCCAAGUUUUUUGCAUUUUCAUUUUCUAUAAUUCAGUUCAUUUUAUGCGCAGCCUUCGUUCUGAGUGGAAUCGGUAUAAAUACGGAUUAUUUUACGGUUACUUCAUUAAGGCUUCUUUUGCGUAUCCUUUAUACAUACCUUAACACUAAACGUACCAUCGACCGGUCAUUUGACCGUUUUAAAGCCAAAAGUACAUUUAUUAAAAAUUGUCGGUAUGUUUAGUGUUAACAUUAUCAGCUAUAAGGGAAACAUAUCAGAGAUAUAAGAAAACUUUGUAAUACAAAAUGUACGUAUUUAGUUAAACUCUGCGAAACAAACUGACUUCACUCACGACGAAUGUGGCUUAUCCUUAUUAAUUGUUGUGGUAUCCGAAACUUGGAAAUUGUAGCUUUACGCGGUUGGCAAAAUAUCAAAAGUUUUCAUGUUUACGAAAAUUUAUACGUAAUGCAGGAACAAGAGUAGCGAGAGAAGUGUUAGAGGUUCAGGAUGAGGUCGUUAUCAGAUUUAAGAACCAAAAGAAAAAUAGCUAUAACACGUAAUGUAAAUGUGCGUUAAACGGUAAAUUCCGAAAUUCGGACGUCGCCAAACGUCGUUUCGAAGGCGUUGCCGAAAAUAUUUUUCGAAAGUUAGAUAAUUUGUAAAGGAUCGACGAGGAAUACUCAAGAUAUUUUAAAAUAUUAUAUUCGUAGGUAUUGAUCUCAGUGUACUAAUUAAAUGAGAGCGCGAUCAUUGAACGAGAGAAGUGCAUCUUAUUCUCGUUAUGGAGUAAAAGAAAAAUGGCGUAUAAAAUCAGACAGACAGUGAGAGAAAGAGAGAGAGAACAAAAGAUAAGCUAAAGCAGACAUAAUCUUUUUCGCAGUGUACAGUAAUGCCAGGCCCGAUAUUUUCUUUUGUUAAUUAAUUUUACUUUCAAUUCUCUCUCGAAGCACGGCUUCGUUCACGAGAGAAUAAGCAAAAGAUGUUAUGCAUUUUUGUAAAUAUAUGAAAGCAGUAGAAAAAUAUCUUUAAAACCUUGGUUUAGUCAGUUAGUAGGAAAUUGAGAGAAUUAUAAGACGGUCGUAAGUGCGAUAGAGGGCGCUUAAUAUAGACUGUUUUAGGAUAGAUUAAAAAAAACAUUGUAAUUUAUAGAAAACAAAAAUUUUCUUUUAAUAUUCGCUCUCUAAGCCAAGAGAUGCGAGCGUAAUGUAUUGAUAUUGUCUCUCGGUUGAUUACUACUGAUAAACAAAGUCCGUCAAUGUA
Cephus cinctus (wheat stem sawfly) is the source of this 6445-nucleotide messenger RNA. It is a transcript of the gene wake, whose product is annotated as ankyrin repeat and fibronectin type-III domain-containing protein 1. The transcript has 12 exons. Gene Ontology annotation, biological process: regulation of establishment of bipolar cell polarity; establishment of mitotic spindle orientation; signal transduction. Lineage: Eukaryota; Metazoa; Arthropoda; Insecta; Hymenoptera; Cephidae. Gene Ontology annotation, cellular component: spindle. The record is from RefSeq and is a predicted model, not a curated record. Gene Ontology annotation, molecular function: protein binding. The coding region runs from base 562 to 5091 and encodes 1509 amino acids.